AUGAACACGCCCAGCCAUGCGCGCUUUGGUGCCUCUUUCGGCGCAGGCGGUCUGCAAGGUCCCUACCUCACUCCCGAUCCGCCAUCAAUGGUCGACCAGCUGCCUAGCAUCAAGUUUGGCUUCGACGACUUGCGCGACCGCAUGGCUCGCUUCACUGCCCGCUUCGACGACUUCAUCGAGCAGGGUCGUAAGCGCGUUCUGGAGGAGCGCAACCAUUUCCGUAUCAACAUGUCCGAGAUUCAAGAAUCGCAACGAGCAAGACGUCGAGAACUCGAAGACAUGUCUAACAAGUCCAUCGCCCACCAAAACACCCUAGACAAGGAAGCACAAGAGCACGACGAGAUGCAGCAGCAAAUUGAGGAGCUUGACAUGCAGCGUCAGAACCAUGAAGCCCACCGCGAUCACCUCCGCUCGCAAAUCUCCUCGCUGCAGAAAGCCAUCCACACACGUCGCCAGGCCCAACACCACCAUCAGCGACAGCUCGACAACCAAGCACGACACAACCGACCCGAACUACACUUCUGGGAGUCACACUUAUGCAUGCGUAUCGAGGGUCUGGGAAUUGACGACAGGAUCAAGUUCGUCUACACACACGUCGAUGAGAGGGAUUGGGACCGUCAGUGCGCCUUUGAACUCAACAUGGAGACAAAGGACUACCAGGUCAUAGCAGUCCAACCAGCAUUGGAUGACGAGGCUGUUGAUGCCGUGGUGGAGCGUCUGAAUGAGACGAGAGAUCUGGCUGCCUUCCUCAAAGCAAUGCGCGCCUUGUUUACCGCAUCCAUCAGGCGUUGA
Messenger RNA from Aureobasidium subglaciale EXF-2481, 792 nucleotides. RefSeq lists its product as uncharacterized. Gene Ontology annotation, cellular component: Ndc80 complex. The coding region runs from base 1 to 792 and encodes 263 amino acids. Lineage: Eukaryota; Fungi; Ascomycota; Dothideomycetes; Dothideales; Saccotheciaceae. Gene Ontology annotation, biological process: chromosome segregation. The transcript is spliced from 2 exons. The record is from RefSeq and is a predicted model, not a curated record.